AGAGGAGUACUGGUCGCCAGGUGCGCACCUUGGCGAGUUCCGCCUGCGGGAGAAGGAGCUUGGUGCAGCUGGACGCGUGGGAGCCCUUCGCCCCGGAGCGCGGCAGGCGCCUCGACGCCGUCGUGAAGGGCCACCUCGCCGAGGGCCUCCAGGGCGGCGCCCACACGCUCGGCCUCACGAAGCCGCCGCCGUGGGCGGGCGUGUCCGGAUCCCUGGGGUGCCUGGCUUGCGCGAAGCCGCCGCUGCAGCACAUCGGCGAGGCCAUCGGCAUGGACGCGCUCCUGCCGAUGCCAGGGGAGCGCCCGUGGGUGGAGGACCGAGGACGGCGCGAUGCUGUACUACGCCAAGGGCGGCGGGUGGCCGGGCAACCCGUGCUACGGCGACGUCCGCGUGAGGUUCCUGCACAUCCCCUGUGGCGACAGCCACCGGUUCACCGCCGCCGGGGUGCAGCGGGACGGCUUCCUGGAGAGCUUCCGCUACAAGGCGACCGCGCCGCGCGGCAUCGCGGCUGGCGCGUUCGAGUCCGGGGACUUCAACCUCGGGCCGGAGGGGGAGGACCUGACGACUGCGCCGUCGACGACCCCGCCGACGAGGAGGAGCGCCCUCGUAGGCGCCGUGCACGGCGCCUACAGGUCGAGGAGCAUGGGCGAGGGAGACCGACACCGCGGCGAGCGCCUGCUCGGCCGCGGGCGCGACCCUCCCAAGGGCGAACAGCCCAGCAGGCUGCCGCUCAGCGUUCAGGCGCUGCUGGCGGCGCUGUGGGCGGCCGCGGAGGGGUGGCGCUACGUGCUGGACCACGCCGCGCCCGAGGCGCUCCCGUGCCUGGCGCCUGGCGAGAUGAGCCGGUUCGGGUUCUUCGCACGGGCGCACGUGGGGGAGCUGGUGCUCGCGUGGAAGUUGCGCGCCUUCGGAUUCAUGCUGCUGGCGGCGGGGCUCGAGGUGGCCUUCUGGACCUGGCAGUUGGAGAUGGCCGCCUUCGGCGGCCUCUUCGCCGAGUCCCUGUGGCUGGUGGCUCUGGUGGGCGCUGGGGGCAUCGCCGCGACCACCAGCGCCGUGGCGGCCAUCUUCUACCGGCCACUGCUCUCCACGGCCCUGCUCGGUGUCGCCGCCGCGCUCUUCUCCGCGCUCUUCGGCUGGGUGACCCUGGUGACGGCCCUGGGCUUCGUCGGGUGCUGCAUGUGCGCGCUGUGCGGGCUCUUCGCUCUGCACCUCGCCCUGCCGUGCUGACUGCGGCCAAGAGGAGGAGGAGGCGGAGGAGGAGGAGGAGGAGGAGGAGCUCUCUCGCUCUCU
Prorocentrum cordatum is the source of this 1290-nucleotide messenger RNA. Lineage: Eukaryota; Dinophyceae; Prorocentrales; Prorocentraceae. The record is from the annotation of a GenBank genome assembly.